GUGCAGCGACAAAGAAUGAGCGAACGAGCGGUUCCGGGAACCUGCAAAGAUUGUGCAAUGAAUGGUGAUACUCGGGCCGCAGUGGUGACCUCACCACCCCCAACCACAGCCCCUCACAAAGAGAGGUACUUCGACAGAGUAGAUGAGAACAAUCCAGAAUACUUGCGAGAGAGGAACAUGGCACCAGACCUUCGCCAGGACUUCAAUAUGAUGGAGCAAAAAAAGAGGGUGUCCAUGAUUCUGCAAAGUCCUGCUUUCUGUGAAGAAUUGGAAUCAAUGAUACAGGAACAAUUUAAGAAGGGGAAGAAUCCCACAGGCCUCUUGGCGUUACAGCAGAUUGCAGAUUUUAUGACCACGAAUGUACCAAAUGUCUACCCAGCAGCUCCACAAGGCGGAAUGGCUGCCUUAAACAUGAGUCUUGGUAUGGUGACUCCUGUGAAUGACCUUAGAGGAUCUGAUUCGAUUGCCUAUGACAAAGGGGAGAAAUUAUUGCGGUGUAAAUUGGCAGCAUUUUACAGACUAGCAGAUCUCUUUGGGUGGUCUCAGCUUAUCUACAAUCAUAUCACAACCAGAGUGAGCUCUGAGCAGGAACACUUCCUCAUUGUGCCGUUUGGACUUCUCUACAGUGAAGUGACUGCAUCCAGUUUGGUUAAAAUCAAUCUACAAGGAGAUGUAGUAGAUCGUGGGAGUACUAAUCUAGGAGUAAAUCAAGCUGGCUUCACGCUCCAUUCUGCAAUUUAUGCUGCACGCCCUGAUGUGAAGUGUGUUGUGCAUAUUCACACACCAGCAGGGGCUGCGGUCUCAGCGAUGAAAUGUGGCCUCUUGCCAAUCUCCCCGGAGGCACUUUCCCUUGGAGAAGUGGCUUAUCAUGAUUAUCAUGGGAUUCUUGUUGAUGAGGAGGAGAAAGUUUUAAUUCAGAAAAAUCUGGGGCCUAAAAGCAAGGUUCUUAUUCUGCGGAAUCAUGGGCUCGUGUCCGUUGGAGAGAGUGUUGAGGAGGCCUUCUAUUACAUCCAUAAUCUUGUGGUUGCCUGUGAGAUCCAGGUUCGAACUCUGGCCAGUGCAGGAGGGCCAGACAACUUAGUCCUCCUGGAUCCUGGGAAGUAUAAAGCCAAAUCCCGUCCCCCGGGGUCCCCAGCAGGGGAGGGCACCACCGGAUCGCCUCCCAAGUGGCAGAUUGGUGAGCAGGAGUUUGAAGCUCUCAUGCGGAUGCUUGAUAAUCUGGGUUACAGAACUGGCUACCCUUAUCGAUACCCUGCUCUGAGAGAGAAGUCUAAAAAAUACAGCGAUGUGGAGGUUCCUGCUAGUGUCACAGGUUACUCCUUUGCUAGUGACGGUGAUUCGGGCACUUGCUCCCCUCUCAGACACAGUUUUCAGAAGCAGCAGCGAGAGAAGACAAGAUGGCUGAACUCUGGCCGGGGUGACGAUGCUUCUGAGGAAGGGCAGAAUGGAAGCAGUCCCAAGUCGAAGACUAAGGUGUGGACGAACAUUACACACGAUCACGUGAAACCCUUGCUGCAGUCUCUCUCGUCCGGUGUCUGCGUGCCAAGCUGUAUUACCAACUGCUUGUGGACUAAAGAGGAUGGACAUAGAACUUCCACCUCUGCUGUCCCUAACCUGUUUGUUCCAUUGAACACUAACCCAAAAGAAGUCCAGGAGAUGAGGAACAAGAUCCGAGAGCAGAACUUACAGGACAUUAAGACAGCUGGCCCCCAGUCCCAAGUUUUGUCUGGUGUAGUGAUGGACAGGAGCCUCGUCCAGGGCGAGCUGGUGACAGCCUCCAAGGCCAUCAUUGAGAAGGAGUACCAGCCCCACGUGAUCGUGAGCACCACAGGUCCCAACCCUUUCAACACGCUCACUGACCGGGAGCUGGAGGAAUACCGCAGGGAGGUGGAGCGAAAGCAGAAGGGCCCUGAAGAGAAUCUGGAUGAGACUAGAGAAGAGAAAGAAAAGAGUCCUCCAGAGCACCCUUCCGGCCCCCACACUCCCCCCAGCACACCCGUCAAGCUUGAGGAAGACCUGCCACAGGAGCCCACUCCCGGAGAUGACAGUGAUGCCGCCACCUUCAAGCCGACUCUCCCCGACCUGUCCCCUGAUGAGCCUUCAGAAGCGCUUGGCUUCCCAGCAUUGGAGGAGGAGGAGGAGGGGCUUUGUGAAGCCCAUGGGCCUCCAAGCCCUACCAGGUCCCCCACAGUGGCCAGCCCCGAGCCAGCCCCAGUCCAGGUGGCUGAAGAGGCUGCCUCCCCAGCUGCCGAAGAGGGGGCUGCUGUGGACCCUGGCAGCGAUGGGUCUCCAGGCAAGUCCCCAUCCAAAAAGAAGAAGAAAUUCCGCACCCCCUCCUUCCUGAAGAAGAGCAAGAAGAGGAGCGACUCCUGAAGGCCUGUCCUGCACAAACUGACGCCACCAGACUGUCCCUGAUUGUGUCUUGUGUUCUGUCUUCUUGUGUAAUGGAAUGCAAAAAGCCCAUCCCUCCACAUAGCUCGAGCUCCCCUCACGGCGUGACCAAAUCCCCACGUAGACUGGUGCUAACCUCGUGUGUGCACACAGUGGCCCUCCUGCCCGGCCCACUUUCGGGCCCUCAGCUUCAGAUUCUGGGGGAGACUUGCUCUCCGUGUCCACCUCUGCAUCCUGCCCUGCCGGGACCAGCACCUUGGCUCAUCUCAGUCUCCUCCUUGGUGGCAUGCUCUCCCCUGGGGUGUUAAGUCAUGGUCCUGGCUGGACGGUCUGAGGCCCUGCUGGCUCUGGCCUUGACCUCUCUUGCUCUCCUUCCUGUUGUGAAGUAACCCAUACUCUGUCUCUGCUAGGCUUCCCUUCACCCCAAGGUCUCAGGUGACUGAAGCAGACUUGUAGCUUCCUGCCGGCAUUAUCUACUCAGUGAUCUCUUUGUUCAUACACACAAAGCCUCAGUCCUGUGAAAACACUCGUGUGCCUGCCAACAGCCCAGGGCAUCAUGGCAGCCUCUGAGAGGUGGGUUUUGGCUGAGCCGGAAACCCCAAUAGCCAACGGGCCUGUUUAUACCCAACGCAACCUAUGCAUGGUCUAAAAGCUCACCCUGUGGCCAAAAACAGAUUGAGGGGCUCACAGUUUCUUACUGGAGUCUCUAGAUUCCUGUCAUAGGGAAGGUACAUCAGGAGGGGGAAGAGUCCUUUCUAGAAUUUUAUUUCAGCAGGCUUGCAAUUCACUCCACAAUUUUGACUGGCAACAUGAACGGGCCACUUCACUUUCUGCUUUAGUUUUCCAUCUGGGGCCUGCUGCAGAGCGCUGCUCACCUAUUUUGGGGCUUUUGGAACUGAGAAGGGAUUUAACCUACUCUUUAACUCAGCCUGAAAGAUACCCUAGUUUUGAUAAAAGGUAGCUCAAAGUAGAAGUCGGCCCUGGUGGUCCCCACCUGACAUCUCCCACCAGUCACUUUUUGGGGCCGUAACUUGCUGUCCUUGUUUGACACUAUUGUGAAUUCUCACUUAACUCAGAUCCCUGGAAAAUAGCGUGAAGCUGCUUAGUGGGAACUAGUGGGUGGCCAGGUGGACUCCUCGAGGGUGACCCAUUUCAGGAGCUGCCCAGUGUCAGCCUAACUAGGUGCAGGCAAGUCUGUUUGCUCCCUAGACAGGCCCCCCUGGGGAGGAGGGUGCCCUUGAUGGACCCAGUGCCAGACCUGUGCUCGGGUCCCCCAAAUGCGACACCCAAGCAGGACCUGAGGCUGGCUGCAUGCCAAUGGCCGCUGCUUUGAGCUUCCUGGCGAGCAAGCUGCUUUUCUUGUCUUGUUUUGUUGCCAAGGCGAUGUCCCCGUUCUCCAGCGUCACCCUCUUCUUCAGUUAACGUGGACUCCCCCUUUGAUCGCUUCCUUUUACCCAACAUACGCAGUGACUUUAAUUUCACUUUUGUAGUUUAUUUUAACUCUUUGUAUUACAACAUGAAGUUUAGUGGCAUAUACGACACAGGCUUGGGAGGACAGGUCCUACGUCCUUUCUUCACUGUAACAUGUUUUACUCACAAAUAAAAUUCUUUAAGCAGUUACCUUA
This is a messenger RNA of Equus quagga, 4016 nucleotides long. RefSeq names its product adducin 1 (gene ADD1). Gene Ontology annotation, molecular function: actin filament binding. The coding region runs from base 16 to 2373 and encodes 785 amino acids. Gene Ontology annotation, cellular component: focal adhesion; cytoskeleton; plasma membrane. The transcript is spliced from 15 exons. Lineage: Eukaryota; Metazoa; Chordata; Mammalia; Perissodactyla; Equidae. Gene Ontology annotation, biological process: barbed-end actin filament capping; positive regulation of adherens junction organization; positive regulation of establishment of endothelial barrier. The record is from RefSeq and is a predicted model, not a curated record.